UUUACCCGAUGAAGAAUACAACUCUAAUCAGUGUCCUCCUCUCUAGAUCCUCAACCCGUUUUCUACCAUGACCCGGCCUAUUUCUUUCUUCGCUUUGAUCUUCUUCUUCUUCUUCUUCCUCUCUUACCGUCAUCAAGUUCUCGCUGCUUCUGACUUCGAAGGAUUCGAUGGCGAAGACGAUGAUGUCUUGGACGAGUCCUCCGAGCUUCACCACUCGAUCCGUCCGCCUCCGGUGACUCAGUCCGAGUCACCUUCUCUGGAUCUGGAUCAACCCUCUUCCUCUGUCUCCGACCCCGACCCAAUUCCCAACUCGGACCCUUCGGUUCAGUCCGAUUCCCGGAAACCCUCUUCUGUUUCGUUCGAUUUUUGGGAUGAAGACGAGUUCGAGGGUUUACCGGUGGAGGAACCGGCCACGGAGACGAGGGAGUCUCCGGUUAUCGCAGAGAAAGCUGCUCCCGCUGAUGCGAAGAACCCAGAUCAGGAAACUGCAUCGGAAUCUCAGGACAACGUUGUUGCGAGGAAGAAGUCGUCCUACACGGUGGAGAUCAUCUGCGUCUCGUUCUUGGUCACUUUUGCGAUCAACUACUUCACCGGGAGACGAGAGAGCGAGAAUCUCGCGUUGGCUUGGGCAGCGAAAUUCGCGACCAAGGACACGAUAUUCGAGAAGAACUUCAGUUUGUUGGGUGUUGGUGAAGGAGAGGAUUCGCCAUUGCUGCUGAAGGAAGCUCAGAACGUGUUCAAGUUCUACGCUAGUGGGCGUAGGUACUGCCACGGAUUGUUGGCGACGAUGGAGCUCAAGAGCAGACACGAUCUUCUCUCGAGGCUGUUCAACAUGGUGGUCCCUUGUAAAGACGAGAUCAGUUUCGAGGUUUAUAUGAACGAGGAAGCCAUGGAUCACGUCGUGUUUGCGGUGGCGAAGAAGAAGGCGGCGAAAGCGAUGCAGAAGGAGCUCGGUGAUCUGCAGAGAUUCGCCGGAAUGGUGUCUCCUCCAGGCGGAAGAAAGUGGGUUGCAGAGGAAUUAGCUGUUUUGUCUGAAUCCAAGGAGGUUGCUGGGGAUUUGAUCACAGAAGCUGUUCUUGAUCAGGUUUUCGGUGAAAAAGCUUUCGAAAAGUUCGGGAAGUAUUUCAUCUCGAUGCAUUUCUCUGACCAACUCCCCGGAAAACGCAGGAAAAUGCUGCUUUUCAAGUUUGCCCUUCCCGACGCCAAACGUAUGGAUGAUAUUGUCCGGUUGGUGGCUCUUAUCCCGUAUUACAUCGACUUGGUCGGACGCUACAGGCUGAGCUCCCAAGCACGGAACAAGACCGAGGCUGCUAGGCAAAAGGCGGCUCAGGAAGCGUACAAGGAGCUUCAGAACGCGAGGCAAGAAGUGUUGCAGAGGAAGAAGGCGGAGAAGAAGAAGACAAUGGAGGAGGCCGAGGCAAAGCUUAGCGCCGAGGCUCUGAGGAAGAAAGAGGCGAGAGAGCGUGCUCGCCAGAUGAAGAAGGCGAUGCCGAAAAUGAAGAUGACCCGUGGUCCGUAGAAGACUUUCGGUUUCCACAGGUAAAGCAGCAGCUUAGCAACCAUUUAUUGAACGGCCGCUUCAAUCAAUCAGGCUCGGCAAAACAUCCCCUUUUUCUCGAUGACAUUUCUUCGGGAGCGGUCUUAAUGUUUGUCGUUUGAGCGGCUUGUGCUCUCGUUUUGAACGGAUUUAUCGUUUUUUUCGCUCUUUUUGCGAAUCUUUUCACUCGGAUUUCGUUCCUUUUUUCACUCGUAAGAAUGUCACUGAAACUGUGUUUGCAAUACCCCGAGACCUCUUUAGACAAAACAUAACUCAAGAGUUUUGACGCUCUUUCAUGUUC
Molecule: messenger RNA, 1838 nt
Organism: Tarenaya hassleriana
Lineage: Eukaryota; Viridiplantae; Streptophyta; Magnoliopsida; Brassicales; Cleomaceae
Exons: 3
Coding region: 68-1519 (483 amino acids)
Biological process (GO): endoplasmic reticulum calcium ion homeostasis
Cellular component (GO): endoplasmic reticulum
Molecular function (GO): calcium ion binding
Source: RefSeq, a predicted model, not a curated record